Molecule: messenger RNA, 1166 nt
Organism: Rhodofomes roseus
Lineage: Eukaryota; Fungi; Basidiomycota; Agaricomycetes; Polyporales; Fomitopsidaceae
Exons: 4
Coding region: 117-1115 (332 amino acids)
Source: RefSeq, a predicted model, not a curated record
CCCAUUCACUGAAGCGACUAUGUAUCAGCUGUCCUAGACCGCCUUUUGACAUUGGGAUGGUUCGACAUUCACCGAGCGUCAGAUCAUCCUUGAUUCAUCUGUCAUAGGAGUGUUAUAUGCUGCCCUGUCGCUGGCCCAUCUCAAGGGUACUACCGCGAGCUCCCCCGGCCUUUGGCAUUCGUCAGGGUUCCUUUGUCCGCGAUCUUUUCUUUUUACCUUGUGCUUCCUUCCGCGCAGACAUGUCUCUCUUUCAACAAUUCCUUUCGUUGUCUAUUUAUCUUCUCCUGGCUCUUCCUCUCCACACCGCAGCAGCCGCCACCAACAGAACGAUCGACGACACAUAUGGGGACUCCGUUACAGGCAUCUCUCCCGGCUAUUCGAAAUUUUGGAAUGUAGGACAAGACUGUGCAACGUGUGCUGUUCGCCCUUCGCCAAACCAAGCGUUCAUGGGAACAUGGCACGAUACGACAACCAACAAUCCCAUGGACUAUGUGCCACACAACGUGACGUUGACCUUUAACGGUACUGCUAUAUCGGUCUACUGCAUCAUAGCCAACUUGGUCGAGUCAGACAUCACCACGUUCACAAACAUAUCCUUUGAAAUGGACGGUGCGCCGGCGGGCCACUAUGUGCAUACCCCGAACAAAGGGAACUUCGAGUACAACGUCACCGUGUACAGUGUCGCGGGACUCAGCAACGAACAGCAUACCCUCAUCAUGACGGCGGCGCAGGGUACUAGUCCGUCCCUCGUGUUGUUCGAUUGGGCAAUGUACACAUACGACGAUGCCGAGGCGUCGACAUCGAGUGUCGACGCGUCGAGUCCGCAAUCGGGUACAUUGAUAUCGCCCUCUUACACUACAACGACAGAGGCCAACUUGACCACUAUCCCGCCUGACGUCUUGACAGUCACGCUCACUGCCUCGUCAAAAACCCCUGGCUCUCUCGGAACUGGAGGCUCCUCAGCGAGCAGUACUGGCCCAUUGUCGUUCCCGUCCUCGUCCUCGAGCACUUCCGGUGUACCCAGUGCGACAAAGACAGGAGCCGCCGUUGAUGGGCAAGUGAACAUUGUGUUCGGUCUCUUACUAUUUAUACUCUCGAGUUGGGUUCUUGUAUGAGGUUGAUGCCGCAACGGGGCCUGUUGUACUUAGUUGAUCGGUCAAGAGUUU